AUGGCGCGAGCAGCGCAGUGGCUUCUCAUGCCUGUUCUGCAGAGUGGGGCGAUCGAACCGUUGGAAUCAUUGAACUGCUGGGGACGCGACCCAAACCAUGUCAUGCAAGAUUUCUGCUGCUUACACGGUGGGCUGGAAAGCUGCUUUGCGGAGAGCUUCACUUUUGAGGCAUGCUGUGAAGGGAGCGACGAAAGGUGGUCACCUUUGACCGACGCCCUAGUGGAGCACUUGCGGAGCAGAGUCGAAAGCGGCGAUAGCCGUCUCCCAAGUCGUUGGGAGCUCUUUGCAAGCCUGCUCGCUUCCCUGAACCUCUCGCGCGCUUGGGCCGAAGUGGGAGUUCAAGGAGGAUCCUUCAUCCAGAAGCUGCUCGCGAACGCCCCGUGGCCCUUGGUGCAGACGCUGAGUCAGGUUUCGCUCAUCGAUACAUGGAGGCACCACCCCACCGGCUACUUCCAGGAUAAGGCCAACGUCCCAGAUGAGCACCAUCAAGCCCUGAUGCAGGAGGCCAUGCAGAGGCUCACGCCAUACUGGCCGAAAGUGCGCUUCCUCCAGGUGGAGUCCGUCGUGGGGGCGCGCGUCUUCGACGACGAGUCGCUGGACUUUGU
This is a messenger RNA of Symbiodinium natans, 605 nucleotides long. The record is from the annotation of a GenBank genome assembly. Lineage: Eukaryota; Dinophyceae; Suessiales; Symbiodiniaceae.